AUGGUUGUAAGGCAGUGUGUCAGAUGGAACAAAGAAGUAACUUCCUGUUUCUUCAUCUCUGUCCAUAGUGUUAUUAACAUCAUCAUUAUCCUGGCUGGAGCAAUUGUACUCAUCAUUGGCUUUGGUAUUUCAGGCAAACACUUCAUCAUUGUCAGGACGUUCACCUCGGCUGGAAACAUCGGAGAGGAUGGGAUCCUGAGCUGCACUUUCGAACCUGACAUCAAGCUCAAUGGCAUCGUCAUCCAGUGGCUGAAAGAAGGUACCGUGGGUUUGGUCCAUGAGUUCAAAGAAGGCAAAGAUGAUUUCUCACAGCAGCAUGAAAUGUUCAGAGGCCGGACAGCAGUGUUUGCUGAUCAAGUCGUGGUUGGCAAUGCUUCCCUGAGACUCAAAAACGUGCAACUCAUAGACGCUGGCACCUACACAUGUUACAUCCGCACUUCAAAAGGCAAGGGGAAUGCAAACCUCGAGUAUAAGACCGGAGCCUUCAGUGUGCCAGAGAUAAACGUGGACUAUAAUGCCAGUUCAGAGACUUUGCGCUGUGAGGCUCCUCGGUGGUUCCCCCAGCCCACAGUGGCCUGGGCAUCUCAAAUUGACCAAGGAACCAACUUCUCAGAAGUCUCCAACACCAGCUUUGAGUUGAACUCUGAGAAUGUGACCAUGAAGGUUGUGUCUGUGCUCUACAAUGUCACGAUCAACAACACCUACUCCUGUAUGAUCGAGAACAGCCUUGCCAAAGCCACAGGGGACAUCAAAGUGACAGAUUCGGAGGUCAAAAGGCGGAGUCAGCUGCAGCUGCUGAACUCAGGGCCUUCCCCACGUGUUUCUUCUGUCUUUUUGGUUGUCUGGCCACACCUAGCUCUCUCCACUUACCUGAUGCUAAGAUGA
Molecule: messenger RNA, 885 nt
Organism: Onychomys torridus (southern grasshopper mouse)
Lineage: Eukaryota; Metazoa; Chordata; Mammalia; Rodentia; Cricetidae
Gene: Vtcn1
Product: V-set domain containing T cell activation inhibitor 1
Exons: 4
Coding region: 1-885 (294 amino acids)
Source: RefSeq, a predicted model, not a curated record